This is a messenger RNA of Mizuhopecten yessoensis (Yesso scallop), 960 nucleotides long. RefSeq names its product C-type lectin domain family 4 member M-like. The transcript has 3 exons. The coding region runs from base 68 to 688 and encodes 206 amino acids. The record is from RefSeq and is a predicted model, not a curated record. Lineage: Eukaryota; Metazoa; Mollusca; Bivalvia; Pectinida; Pectinidae.
AGCUGUGUUCUGUGCCGAGGUAAAAGCUAGACUGUGGACAAAUGAUGUCGUUACUUACGCAUUUGAGAUGACGUCAGACAUUUCUCUGACGCGACGUGUUGCAACACUUGUACAAUGUGCCACGCUUUGUGGAGUGUAUGAGAUUUGUUACGUAUUUGAAUAUGAUGGCGAAACCAACCUAUGUCACGUUUUCAAUGGAUUCCAACCGUUCAGUGGUAACGAGGUGUUCCCUCAUGGUCAACGCUCUGUAUACAAAGACAUAGAAGGUUGUGUACGUAGUGGUUACAUCCUGUUCAGGGACGGACACCUGUGUUUCAAAUUGUUUCGAGAAAGUCGCACAUGGGGUGAUGCUUUUACCGCUUGUCAGAAUGACGGAGGGAGACUUAUUGUCUUGCAGACUUCUAAACAAAUUGAGUACAUACUUAAUGUAACGGAAAUCUCAGGUAUAAGGUAUCACUGGAUUGGUCUUACUGACCGGAAGUUUGAGGGUGAGUGGACAUAUAUUGACGACAAAGGCUUCAACGAAACAAUAUGGCCGUCUGUGAAUUUCAACAACAAAUGUCAGAGGUACAAUUUAGAUCCAAACGAAGCUGAUUGUGGCGCUUUGAACUCCAACUCGAGGCAUCUAAGUGAUUGCCACUGUAAUGUAACUAGGGAUUACAUAUGUGAACGACCCCAGCUUGUUUAAGACGAAUCGAUAACUUAAAAGUCACAAUAACUAAUUAGAGUACAUUUGAAAUAGUAGCUACAGAGGAUGGUUUACUCAAAGGCAAGAGUAGUACGGCCACUACAUAGGCGCUUAUUUUAUAAACAAAAGUAGGCUAAGGCCACUACAGAGGCGCUUAAUUUAUAGACAAGAGUAAGCUACGGCCACUACAGAGGCGCUAAAUUUAUAGACAAGAGUAGGCUACGACCACUACAGAGGCGCUUAAUUUAUAGACAAGAGUAGGCUACCGCCAC